AUGUCCCGGGCAUAUGGUGGAAGCCAGCAGUUCAGCGCAACUAGACUCACCUUCAAUGGCUGCAACACUGCAGUACAGUUAAUCUGGAAUUGGGGAUGGGUCUGGAAGUGCAUUACUGUCAGAAAUGCCAAAGUUGGUUUCCGUCUUUACAAUGAUGUCAGUAACGAGAUUCCUGGAUCCGCCACAUUCCUCGAUUCGAUGUUUUCCGAUAUCAAGGAAGCGUCCAUUGAAAUGGCGACUCCUCAAGACAAGAUGGACUCCGGCUUUACUGGUCUGGUGCUGGAUAAUGUCAAACUAGCGGCACCAAUCAAAGGUUACAGCAGUUCCAAGCAGAUUCUAGACUCUGGCUACUAUCGGUAUUAUGCAAUGGGAUCUAUUUACAAAAAUAACACCCGCUCCUUUACAAAUGCGCCUCUAAAUUAUACAAGAGAAGCCUCUGUUCUAGGCAACAAAGUCUCUGGUCUUGACGUUGCCACAUUCUAUGAACGAGCCAGAAACCAAUACAAAGACAAGUCAGCUUCAGAUUUCGUACACAUCAAGGAUGAGGGCGCAAAGGGAGAUGGAUCGACAGAUGAUACUCAAGCUGUGCAAAGUGUCUUCAACAAAUAUAAAGGCGGCAGUAAAAUCAUAUACAUCGACGCCGGAACAUACAUUCUCAAGGAUACGGUGAUAAUCCCCAGUGGCGUGAGAAUAGUGGGCGAAACCUGGUCCCAAUCCGCUGCCUAUGGCGACGUUUUCUCCAACGCCGACAAGCCAAAGGUCAUGCUGAGAGUUGGCAACGAGGGCGAUGUGGGCAAUAUAGAGAUGCAGGACCUGAUACUCACAAGUAAAGGCCCUACUCCUGGUGUUGUCCUUAUGGAAUGGAACAUCCAGGCCAAGUCGAAUGGCGAUGCCGCGCUGUGGGAUGUUCACAUUCGUCUUGGCGGCGCUGUUGGAACACAGCUCACGCCGGCUGAAUGCCCCCCUUCCAAGUCUGGCACAAAUCCCGACACAUGCAAGGUCGCCAGUCUAUUGCUUCACAUUACACCAAAGGCUUCUGGCUACUUCGACAACCUUUGGGCAUGGGUGGCCGACCAUCAAAUCGAUGACCCUCAUCUUGAAGAUGCGCAAAACAACAUGGAGCAGCUCUCUGUGUAUAGCGCCCGUGGAAUCCUCGUCGAAAGCCAAAAGGCCACAUUUCUCUAUGGCACAGCUUCUGAGCAUAGUGUGUUCUACCAGUACAACUUUUACAGGGCUAGCAAUAUUGUCACUACGUUUUUGCAGACAGAAUCCGCGUACUUCCAGCCAACGCCGAAACCACCAGCGCCGUUCACAAAUAAUGUUGGGGUUUUUCCCGGAGAUCCUGACUACUCUUGCAAGGAAGCUGAUGAUUUCAACGGCUGUGACUCAUCAUGGGCGGUGGUCAUGACGGAAUUAUCCAACGUUCUCAUUGGUUCUGCUGGAGUCUAUUCAUGGUUCAGCACCUACACUCAGGAAUGCAUCGACAAGCAUAGCUGCCAGAAGUCACUCAUAUACUUGAGCUCCAACUAUGACAACGUUCGCAUACAGCAGGUGAUAUCUAUAGGAGCUAAGAACAUGAUCGUCAGCAGCGAUGGGACUAAGAUUACAUCCGAUGAAAACCAGGCUGUCACAAGCCAUCCUCAGUGGGCUCACAUCAGCCUCUACGACGUGCCGUCGAAAGGAAAGCCCCCUACAAGCCCAGAGGAGAAGAAGUGCGAUAGUGCCGAUUACUUCUACUACGAGGGAGAGUGGCCGAAAUAUGACAUUUCAGGGCUUGUCGGCCUUUCACGCCGCGGUGGUCCACUGGGCAACAGCUCGAACGCGACUUCCUAUAUGCCCGCCUACGCAACCAUUGUGAACCUGACACCUCACAACUUCAAGCAUGUUGGAGGCCCCAAACCAUAUCAGUUUUAUAAGUGGGACUUUGACGACAUUCCGUCCGGCAAGGGCAGGCGUAACGACGCUUGGUAUCAGCAGGCUGGUGUGGAUCUGACAACCACCAACGGGUAUGCCUAUUAUGAGAUUGAGGGCACGAACCAGAAGUUUAACGUGCACGUGACGACAAACAUGGAUGAUGUCAGAUUUCCGCAGCGUAUCUGGUUUGAUCUCCAGGGCAUGGGUAUGGGUGCAAAGGAGUACACGGUCCCGAGCUCCCAGCGGCCGGUGACACUUGUGAUUGGCGGGAGCAAAGAAUACGGCUUCUUCACCUCACUCCAGUUUGGGAAAUACAACUGGAUGAAAGACAUGUAUGAUGUAAUAAAAGACCGAAAGCUGCAUCACGUCGUUGUGCCAGGCUCACACGACGCUGCUAUGAACAACAUCACCAUGGAAGGCUGGUGGGGAUUCGGCUCGGCCGACCACACGGAAACGCAAAGCCUGGAUUUAUAUAAUCAAUUGAAAGUCGGCAGCCGCUAUUUCGAUAUGCGCAUCUCUAGCGUCAACAAUGGGAAGUUCUACGGUGCCCACGUUAGUGAUGAGCUAGGAAAAACUCCGGCCGGAGCGACGGGUCCAUCUCUCGACGACUUGAUUAUCGGCAUGAACCGGUUUUCUAACGACUUUCCAGGCGAGGUUGUUGUAUGGUACAUUAAAUACAUGACAGACUUGAGUAUCAAAGGCGGUACUUACUGGAGCGAGGACAAGAAUAAGGAAUUUUACGACAAGCUGGAGACGAUACACAAUCGCUGCCCUGGGGACCUCGCCGGCAACACACCUCUUAACGAGCUUCCUAUUAGCACCUUUAUGAAUGCGAAUGACGGGAAAGGGUGCGUCUUGCUGCUCAUUGAUGGACGCUUCGACCCCAAGCUCAACGGCCAAACAUUUGUGCGUCCGGACAAGGUAUCUUCUUUGGCCCGCCGGCGCUGGCCCGCAGCGACGUCUGGGCCCAAGAGGCAUGAUCGCAGCGGCUCGCAGGUGUACAACUACUACAUUAUGCAGUGGCAGUGUACGCCGGUACUCGACCCCAUCCAACCUGUGGCUGUGUAUGAGUCCAACCCGACGCUCUACUACUACGGACUGAACUACAUGACACCAAAGACGUUCCCGACGGUGAUUCUACACGACGCUGUCGGCCUGUUCCGCACCGACCAAAUCACAGAAAAAUACUACGACCCGACUAUGCAGGUGUUUGUGCGCGGGCUCAACCUGUACAUGGUCAGCCAGAACUGCAAGGUUAGCAAGUCCAAGAACCCGCUGGUGAGACCGCCCAACAGAUCCAAGAAGGCCGUUGCUGGAAUUACCUCGGUAUCAGAUCAUUUCGACGGUAUCAUCUUUGCAAAUGGAACGACGCUUGAUACCGUGCCGAAUGGCUUUUGCUUUUCUCAGGCGUCAUGCCCUAGGCUAAACUAA
Beauveria bassiana ARSEF 2860 is the source of this 3345-nucleotide messenger RNA. RefSeq names its product LysM domain-containing protein. The record is from RefSeq and is a predicted model, not a curated record. Gene Ontology annotation, molecular function: polygalacturonase activity; phosphoric diester hydrolase activity. Bases 1 to 3345 code for a protein of 1114 amino acids. Gene Ontology annotation, biological process: lipid metabolic process. NCBI's taxonomy places the organism in Eukaryota, Fungi, Ascomycota, Sordariomycetes, Hypocreales, Cordycipitaceae. The transcript has 4 exons.